Messenger RNA from Epithele typhae, 3264 nucleotides. RefSeq names its product NRDE-2, necessary for RNA interference-domain-containing protein. The record is from RefSeq and is a predicted model, not a curated record. Lineage: Eukaryota; Fungi; Basidiomycota; Agaricomycetes; Polyporales; Epitheliaceae. Gene Ontology annotation, molecular function: protein binding. The coding region runs from base 1 to 3264 and encodes 1087 amino acids. Gene Ontology annotation, cellular component: catalytic step 2 spliceosome. Gene Ontology annotation, biological process: regulatory ncRNA-mediated post-transcriptional gene silencing; negative regulation of RNA catabolic process. The transcript has 7 exons.
AUGUCAGCUCCGUCGUUCUCGUCGUUCCCGCCCUCGUUCACCUCCUUUCCAGAGCUUGACCCCGGACCCAGCUCUCGCCCCUCGACCACAGCGACCGACAAAGCUAAGGAGCGCAAACAACGCAAGAAAGACAAACUUCGCAACGAUCAAGAUGUUGACCGCAAGCACAAGAAGUCAAAGCACAGUCCGGAGAAGGACAAGGAGAAGGGACGAGUGAAAGGGCGAGAGAAGGAGGACAAGCGAAGUUCACGGCAUCGUUCCCGUUCGAAUUCGCUGGCGCGGAAUGACCAGAGGGAUGAGGAAAGACGCCAAAAGGUCGAAGAGGAUCGUCAAGUACGAGCUGAUCACGCUCUCGAGAGCAGAGAAAGGCUCGUGUACUUCAGCGACAGGAAAGGGGAUUCGCUGAACGCGCACUACGGUGGGCUACAUGCUGGAGACGUGCCCAAGUAUCGGCUGGUCGCAGGCGGUAGAAGCGUCUUGGGGCUGAGACCAGGCCUUUCGGUCGUUCACCGUGGACGUCACGGCCUCGAGAUCGCGCCAUAUGGGAGACGCAAAAUGCCUGCUUUGACGGACUCAAGUUCGCGUCGCAAGCUUAUGGCUCCACCCACCCGUCGUCUCAUUGCUUCUGCCGAGUCUACGUACAAGUAUCCGGAGAUAGACGGCUUCCUUCGCAUACGGGGGCAGGAUUCAAGAAGGGACAUACAGGACUACCGCGAAGUGGAUCCGUCUAAGCAAGAUGAUUCCGACGAAUCAGACAGCUCGGCAGAAAGUGCAACUUCAGAUGAAGAUUCGGAAACGCCUCGCUUGACAUCUUUGCAAGCCACGCUGAAAACCUUGGAAGAGAGUCUCACUUCGAACCCUGAGCACAUACCUACUUGGUUGUCGUUGUUGUCGCACACACUAGGAACGGUUCCUGAGGAGUCAAGGCGUGCCGCCAAAGCUCGUGCCGAUAUUUCAGUCUCCCUUCUUUCCCGCGCGUUAGGAGCUCAUUCCAGUAAUAGCCGUUCAAGAGUACUCCGCUUGAAGUUUCUCAGAGCAGGGGAAGAAAUCUGGGACGACCGCAAGCUUUAUGACGAGUGGGAAAAAGCCGUCCAGGUCAACGACGUGGAAGUAUGGCUGGCAUGGUUAGAUUGGAGAGUUCGAACCCCCUCCUACAGCCUACUUGAGGACGUUGUAAGGGACUCGACUCGGAUUUCACGUGCGCUGGGUUCCACAUUAGACGAGGUUGGACAAGUGCGACUAUUGUGGAGAGUUUCAGUCGCUCUCCGCGACGCUGGCUACGUCGAACGAGCGACGGCUGUCUUCCAGGCGCAGGCGGAAUGGCUCUUCUGUACACCUCCAGCAUUGCGGAACCACACUCCGUCAAACCAGUUGAGUGCCCUUGAAGAUUUCUGGGACGCAGAAGUGCCUCGCCUGGGUGAAGUAGGUGCGAGUGGCUGGGCAGCUUGGGAGGCAUCCGGUCGCUUAGAGCAAGAGACGCAGAUGGCGCAGAUGGUUCAACCCUCCGCUGACGACGCGGAUCCUUUCUCAAGAUGGGCCAACUCGGAGAUGCAUGCGGAUCACGCCCUCACGUUUUCGUUGCGCUCUGCGGAUGACGACGCGGACGACCCAUACGCCGUGGUGCUCUUCUCCGACAUCCGACCUUUCCUCUUUCCCCUACGCGGUGAACGCGCAAAGGAUGUUUUUCGUCGAGCAUGGCUUGCCUUCCUAGGUCUGCAUGUCCCUGGUUUCCUCGCGUCAACUUCGGAACACUUCGAAGGUAACGCCGACGAUCGCUGGGCCUAUGAACACCUCGCCGGCUCUUCGCACCUCCAAGCAGUCUUCCCUCAAGCAGCCCUCGCGAGGCGAAUUGCGGCAGACGCGCAUGCAGGGGUGUUGGUGGGACGCGAAAGGGAGUAUGGCGACGGAUUCGGCCCGGUCAAAGACUGGGGAUAUGGUACCAUCGGACCCUUGGACGCUUUUGGCUUCAACACAUGGACCAUGUGGGGCGCGCAAGACGUCAAGAACGUGGAUCAUGCGACAGUAAGAGAGGUCUUCAAAUGGUGCAAAUCACCUGGCAAUGAUCACGCCUGGGAUGCGCUCUGUUUGGCGUUUGAAGCUUCACUGAAUAUUAAAGGUGCCCUCAAGACCUCGAAGUCAUUCCUCGCUACAGCGCCCAGUUCGUUACCCCACUGGACAGCCCAUGCACGCUUAGAGUCCAUUCGCGGUCGUCUCAACGACGCCCGCAAGGUCUAUCAGACGGUACUUGUCGAGUCUGCAUCCGACCGUCGACCAGGAGAAUGUGCCAUGUGGCGCGAUUGGGCGCAGAUGGAAUGGCUCGCUGAACAGGAUGAAGCCGCGAUUCGAGUCAUUCUGAGGUCGUCCCAGACCUCUGGUUCGGGCGGCACUGCAAUUCUUCGCGCAAAACGUAGCCUGGAAGCUCUCGCAAACGAACAAGACGGCAAUGUCUGGCAGGAGCGGAAUGCUUGGAUUCAGCUCGCUGCGCUGCUCGAAUUGCUGACGUCUUCCCCACAAGCUGCAGCCUCGCUAUUCGACGCAUAUCUAGAAACGUUUCACGAAGGCACUCCCGCGCACGAGAACCUCACGAUUGCAUUGUUGUCCAUGCUCUACAACCACAUCGUCGUCCUCAAGAAGCCAUCGCCUCCAGCGCUGCUGCGGGAUCGGGUGGAGCGGGCAGUGGAUGUGUAUCCAAACAACACAGCCAUUGUAGGCAUGUUCCUGGAAGCGGAGAAGGGCCAAGGAGUGUGGGGGAGGGUGCGCACGAUGCUGGGGGAGACUGCGGCAGACGGGACGAGGAAGGAGAAGGGUAUUGCACGGCGAUUCCUGGAAGUGUGGAUCGCUGGCUGGGAGAAGGGCCGGUGGGAGGCUGAGGUUGAGCGUAUCCGGAGUGCACUAUCGGCUGCCGUCGAGGAUGACAGGACGCGCGGGAGCGCGGUUCUCUGGAGACUCGUGAUUGCUUUCGAGAUCCGAGCCAAGCAGCCGGAGCACGCGAAGAAACUGCUGUUCCGGGCGGUGCAUGAGUGUCCGCACGUGAAGGCGCUUUACCUGCUCGCCUUCGGGCCGCUACGGGUGGUGUUCAACAAUCGGGAGCUGCGGCAAUGGGCAGAUACGAUGGCGGAGCGGGGGAUCCGGAUGCGGGCGGGGCUGGACGAGGUCGCGGGAGACUGGACGGACGGCGGGGAAGAGAACGGCUCGGCGUCGGACGCGGGGGAGGCCGAGAUCGAGGAGCGCGCGCGGGAGCUCCGGCGCCUGCGGCCUUACUGA